UUAGAGAGCAUUUGUGUGUGUGUGCGUAUGAGUCUGUGUGUAUUAUUUACGCGUAUGCGAGUAAUGUCAACUGCAACGUCGACGGCGACGACAACAACAACAACAGGGGGGGCUCGCAGAUUAUUAUAACUGAUUCGUUGCGCAAUUUUCGUGAUUUAUAUGUCAAGCUCAUCGAACUUUUUUUUCUUCUCUUUUUUCGCACGUACUUUGCGCGUAUUCGCACGCAGUUCGGCGGAUCAACAGCAGCGCGGCACGAAGAAAUUAAAAUCGGAAACUGCGAAGGGUGAAAACGUAGCAGCAGCGACUACAGCAGCUACAAAAGAUAAUAAUGCCAAGCUCGAAACGAUUGAGAAACAGCAAGUCGUGGAAGACAAGCGCGUAUUCAAAUUAAAAACUCCGAUCAUUCUCGGCUGCCUGAUUUACGCCUUCGUGCUGUCGCUGCCCACCAUCUACGAUUACUUCUUUUACGAGGAGGAAGAGGAGGAGGACGAGGACUCGUACGAGGAUCUGAGCUACGUCGAGAUCGCCAUCGACUACGUGGUCAUCUCCGUGCAGCAGGUGAUCGGUGGAAUCUGGCAGGCCUUCGACAACUUAUUCUUUUCAACGAGCAAGUGCAAAAAGUGCAGCCGUGGGAGUACGAUUUUCUAAGCAGAGAGAAGAAGAAUAUGGAAACGCUCGUUUCAACUUUUCGAAGGAUGGAUAUCUGUUAAACUACGGUGUACACUUCGUCGCUUUUGUUUUAUUUUUUUUUAAUUUUUUUUUAAAUAAGUUUUAGUCUAUAAGUUAUGUGUGCGUUCUCUUUCUCUCUCUUCUCUCCGAUGGAAAAUAAAAGAAAAUGCAGCGAAAAAAAAGAAUCCACAUAUUUUCCAGCGAAUCCGCGAUGGUAAUCCGAUAAUUUGUUUACCGAGAUAAGAUACGUCGAUGUGCGUGAUAUGUGUGUGUGUGUGUGUGUGCGUAUGUACGCGAAAGCGCAGAUCCAGCUUUAAUGAAAAAUCGCCGAGUUGAGUCUAAAAAUAAUAAAUAUAUUCCAAGUCACUAGCGAAGCUUUUCGCCAACUAUAUUUUUAAUGCAGUACUGAGCUGCUCCUCGGGGCUAUAUAGGUAUACAUGUGCGUGUUUGUGUGUAACAUUGUGCAAAUAAAAGAGUCCAUGAGGCAUAUGUGUAUAUAUACGUUGCUCGAGAAACCACAUGGAUGAUAUUUCGCAUAUUUUUUUGCGUGUUACUCUAGAGCGGCAGUAGCAUUGAGUGAAAAAAAAGAAAAAAAAAUGAGAA
This is a messenger RNA of Trichogramma pretiosum, 1272 nucleotides long. RefSeq lists its product as uncharacterized. The record is from RefSeq and is a predicted model, not a curated record. The transcript has 3 exons. Lineage: Eukaryota; Metazoa; Arthropoda; Insecta; Hymenoptera; Trichogrammatidae. The coding region runs from base 160 to 648 and encodes 162 amino acids.